This is a messenger RNA of Saccharomyces kudriavzevii IFO 1802, 600 nucleotides long. It is a transcript of the gene YAR1, whose product is annotated as Yar1p. The record is from RefSeq and is a predicted model, not a curated record. The transcript has a single exon. Gene Ontology annotation, molecular function: protein binding. Lineage: Eukaryota; Fungi; Ascomycota; Saccharomycetes; Saccharomycetales; Saccharomycetaceae. The coding region runs from base 1 to 600 and encodes 199 amino acids.
AUGGGCCUACACACUGAACCAUUGGAGCAGGAAGAUCAAGAGGCCAUAAUACUCGAUGCCAGAGCUGGCGACUUGGAAUCGCUCAAGAAUAUAUUUAGCACUUUAAUCAGUCCUAAACUACUCAUUACUUGCAGGGAGAGCGGGUCUAAUUCCACAGCUUUGCACAUGGCUGCAGCCAAUGGCUACAUAGAGACGGUCAAGUAUAUUCUAGAGACGGUUUCUCGCGAAAACAGUGUAGAAGAAUUGAAAGCCUUCAUCAAUGAGGCCAACGAAACGGGAAACACGGCUUUACACUGGUCCUCGUUGAAUGGCAAGUUGGACGUAGUAAAACUACUGUGUGACGAAUAUGAGGCUGAUCCCUUUAUCAGAAACAAGUUUGGCCACGAUGCCAUCUUUGAAGCUGAGAACAGCGGGAAGGAAGAAGUGGAGACAUACUUUCUAAAGAAGUAUGACGUCGAGCCGGAGGAUGACGAAGAUACACAGGCAGCGGGAGAGGGAUCCGUGCAGAUCACAAAAGGUACAGAAAUUGAACAAGUCACCAAGGAAGCCACUGAGGCUUUAAGAGAGGAAACCGAAAAGUUGAACAUAAAUGAGGAUUAG